Molecule: messenger RNA, 1254 nt
Organism: Dipodomys ordii (Ord's kangaroo rat)
Lineage: Eukaryota; Metazoa; Chordata; Mammalia; Rodentia; Heteromyidae
Product: leukotriene-B(4) omega-hydroxylase 2-like
Exons: 10
Coding region: 1-1254 (417 amino acids)
Molecular function (GO): monooxygenase activity; iron ion binding; oxidoreductase activity, acting on paired donors, with incorporation or reduction of molecular oxygen
Source: RefSeq, a predicted model, not a curated record
AUGAGCCCCGUUGCCAACCUCGAUAAAAGCUGGCGGUCCACGGUCCACUCCCCUCGGGGAGGCCGCCGCAUCCGCCCCGCCGGCCUCCCCCCACCUCGGCCCCGGUGCCGUCCAAUCCGGAGCUCCGAGGAAGGCCUGCGGGGCCUGCAGGGCCUGGCGCGCGGGUUCGAGACCGCGUGCCUGUGCUGGCUGGCGCCCUGGCAGCCCGUGGUGCGCCUCUUCCACCCCGACUUCAUCAAGCCCGUGCUCCUGGCCCCAGCUGCCGUCGCCCCCAAGGACACCGUCUUCUACCGGUUCCUGAGGCCCUGGCUGGGGGACGGACUGCUGCUGAGCGCCGGGGACAAGUGGACCCGCCACCGGCGCAUGCUGACGCCCGCCUUCCACUUCAGCAUCCUGAAGCCAUACACCAAGAUCUUCAACCGCAGCGUGGACACCAUGCACGCCAAGUGGCGGCGACUGAUCGCGGAGGGCGUCACGCAGCUGGACAUGUUCGAGCACAUCAGCCUCAUGACCUUGGACAGUCUGCUGAGAUGCGUCUUCGGCUUCCACAGCGACUGCCAGGAGAAGCCCAGCGAGUACAUCGCUGCCAUCGUGGAGCUCAGCGCCCUGGUGGCCAAGAGACACCAGCAACCGCUGCUGCACCUGGACUUCCUGUACCAGCUGACCCCCGACGGGCGCCGCUUCCGGAAGGCCUGCCGCCUGGUGCACGCCUUCACCGACGCCGUCAUCCGGGAACGGCGCCGCUCCCUCCUGGGCCAGGGCCUGGAUGAUGGCCUCCAGGCCAAGGCCAAGGCCAAAACCCUGGACUUCAUCGACGUGCUUCUGCUGGCCAAGGAUGAGGACGGGAAGGCGCUGUCCGACCAGGACAUCCGGGCGGAGGCCGACACCUUCAUGUUUGGGGGCCACGACACCACGGCCAGCGGGCUCUCCUGGGUCCUCUACAACCUGGCCAAGCACCCGCAGCACCAGGAGCGCUGCCGGCAGGAGGUGCGGGAGCUGCUGCGGGACCGCGACCCGCAGGAGGUGGAGUGGGACGACCUGGCCCGGCUGCCCUUCCUCACCAUGUGCCUCAAGGAGAGCCUGCGGCUGCACCCGCCCGUCACCGGCGUCUCCCGUAGAAGACGGACAGACAGCUCUUUUCUUUGGGUCUCCCGGCUCUGGGCAGUCGUGAAAGGCCAGGCACCGAGUGAGGUCCUCUGGGAUCCGGCACCAUCCCUCCGACUGCUCUUCAGGACCCCUGGUCGCCAGGACUAG